AUGGCGGCGGUGGCGGCACUGUGGCGGAGGGCGGUGGAGAUCGUGAAGACCAAGGAGUUCCGGGAUUACGUGACCAGCACGCACUUCUGGGGUCCAGUGGCCAACUGGGGCCUCCCGCUGGCCGCCUUCAAGGACAUGAGGGCGCCGCCGGACAUCAUCAGCGGCCGCAUGACGACGGCGCUCAUCUUCUACUCGAUGGCCUUCAUGCGCUUCGCCUACCUCGUACAGCCUCGCAACUUGCUGCUGAUGGCGUGUCACGGCACCAACGUGGUGGCGCAGAGUAUGCAGGGGGGCCGCUAUCUGAUCUACCACUACGGCGGCGCCACGGCGGCCACAGCCGCUGCUGCCUCUGUCGCCUCUCCCGGCUCUACCGCCGCUACCCCCGCUACCCCCGCUACCCCCGCUACCACCCCGGCAGCUGAAGACCCUGUGACUGACGGCGACUGCCUGGAGGUCACCGACUACGAUCCGCUGACCCCAAAACAUGAUUGA
Molecule: messenger RNA, 492 nt
Organism: Eubalaena glacialis (North Atlantic right whale)
Lineage: Eukaryota; Metazoa; Chordata; Mammalia; Artiodactyla; Balaenidae
Gene: MPC1L
Product: mitochondrial pyruvate carrier 1 like
Exons: 1
Coding region: 1-492 (163 amino acids)
Biological process (GO): pyruvate import into mitochondria
Cellular component (GO): mitochondrial inner membrane
Source: RefSeq, a predicted model, not a curated record